AUGUGUGGAAUGAAAAUCAUUACCGUGGGAACUAAAUCCAAAGGUAAUAUCAAUAUUGAAAAGGUAUGCAAGGCUGCUGAAGCAAACAAGGAGUAUCUAUCUGCUCUUAUGGUUACCUAUCCUUCUACUCAUGGAGUUUAUGAGGAGGGUAUUGAUGACAUUUGCAAGAUUAUUCAUGACAAUGGAGGUCAAGUUUACAUGGAUGGAGCUAACAUGUAUGCACAGGUUGGAUUAACAAGUCCAAGGUGGAUUGGGGUUGAUGUUUGUCAUCUAAACAUUCACAAGACAUUCUGCAUUCGACAUGGUGGUGGUGGGCCUGGAAUGGGCCCCAUUGGUGUGAAGAAACACUUGGCAGCCUACUUGCCUUCACACCCUGUGGUUGCAACUGGAGGCAUACCAGCCCCUGAGCAAAGUAAGCCACUUGGCACGAUUUCAGCAACACCUUGGGGUUCAACACUUAUCUUGCCUAUAUCAUAUACAUACAUUGCCAUGAUGGGAUCUCAUGGACUUACAAAUUCAUCCAAUAUAGCUAUCUUGAAUGCAAACUAUAUGGCAAAACGUCUUGAGAGUCACUAUCCCAUUCUUUUCCGUGGUCUGAAUGGAACAGUUGCCCAUGAGUUUUUGAGACCCUUGAAAGCUGAGUUGGACAAGUUUUGUGUUGCUUUGAUCUCCAUUAGACAAGAAAUCGCAGAAAUUGUGAAAGGAACAGUGGACAUCAACAACAAUGUCAUCAAGGGAGCACCUCAUCCACUACAACUACUCAUGGCUGAUAAGUGGACAAAAUCAUACUCUAGAGAAUAUGCAGCUUACCCUGCACCAUGGCUUCGUGCUGCUAAGUUCUGGCCUACUACAUGGAUAUCUGAAGUUCUUGUGAUUGAUGAUAAAUAUGCUAGUCCAGUUCACAUAGCUGCAUAUCUACUUUCUCAGGUUGCUUUAUCAAAUAGUCGAUGUUAUAUUAAGUUGUAUGAUUCUCCUUCAAAGUCAUCUAUCGAAAAAGACGAUGAUUUGGAAAAACUACCGGCUUCUCAGAAAAAGAAAUUAAGGCAAAAACAGAGGAAGGAUGAAGCACGAGCUAAGAAAGAGGUAGAAGUGAAAAGUGAGGAAGUAGUGGGUGGUGUUUCUAAGUCUGGGAUACGAAAUGUGAAGCCAGUUGAUCAAGAUCAACAUGGAGAGAAGCUAUUGCAGACUGAAGAUCCAUUAAUGGAAGCUGGAAAGUAUCUAAAGCUGCUUCAAAAACAUUCAUUUGAUUCCUUGGAGACACAUUUGCUUUCUUUUGAAGUAAAUAUGCAAAAACAAAAGAUCGUGCUUGCAUUACAGGCCCUGAAGGAACUUCAACGACUGGAAGCUGGAAACCCGGACUCUCACCGAUGCUUGAUAAGAUUCUUCCAUAAAAUGGCAUUAAGGCCAGCUCCUGUCACUGAUGGUGAAAAACUGAUUUUCAGUGUCCUUGAAGCAGAGCGACCUACUUUUAGGUUGUUAAAUGGAUUUUUAAUUACCUUUUAG
Messenger RNA from Lactuca saligna, 1503 nucleotides. The record is from the annotation of a GenBank genome assembly. Lineage: Eukaryota; Viridiplantae; Streptophyta; Magnoliopsida; Asterales; Asteraceae.